Messenger RNA from Colias croceus (clouded yellow), 1915 nucleotides. Its product is annotated as proliferation-associated protein 2G4. The record is from RefSeq and is a predicted model, not a curated record. The transcript has 8 exons. Lineage: Eukaryota; Metazoa; Arthropoda; Insecta; Lepidoptera; Pieridae. Bases 65 to 1204 code for a protein of 379 amino acids.
UGGUUGACAUUUGUUCCACCAAUCAACGUCCAAAUGAGACAUAACCAAACUACAAUUUUGAGAAAUGGCUGACGAUAAAGAAGUUGAGAAAACGAUUGCCGAAGACUUGGUCGUAACCAAGUACAAGUUAGCUGGACAAAUUGUAAACCGCGUCCUAGAACAAGUUAUUGCAAAAUGCGUACCUGACGCUAGCGUUCGAGAGAUUUGCGAAUACGGCGACAAAUUAUUAUUAGAUGAGACUUCUAAAGUAUUUAAAAAAGAAAAAGAUUCUAAGAAGGGCAUAGCGUUUUCGACGUGUGUCUCAGUAAAUAACUGUAUAUGUCACUUUUCGCCUAUUCCUAGCGAAUCUGACUAUAUUCUGAAACAAGGAGACCUUGCGAAAAUAGACCUUGGUGCCCACAUAGAUGGCUUUAUCGCCGUGGUAGCACAUACAGUCUUUAUUGGUGAUGGAGAAAUCGCUGGGCGUGCAGCAGAUGUACUACUUGCUGCUCAUCAGGCAAGCGAGGCCGCCUUGAGGUUAUUAAGACCAGGAAAUGAGAACUAUGCAAUAACAGAUGUUGUGCAAAAGAUUAGUGCAGAAUAUGGCUGCAAACCAAUUGAAGGCAUGCUUUCCCACCAACUGAAGCAGUUCCGUAUUGAUGGGGAAAAGAGUAUUAUUCAGAAUCCCACUGAGGCACAACGCAAGGAGCAUGAAAAGGCAACCUUUGAAACAUAUGAGGUGUAUGCCAUGGACGUCUUAGUGUCCACAGGGGAAGGAGUGGGCCGAGAAAUGGAUACACGGUGUACAAUUUAUAAGAAAACAGAUGAAGUCUAUCAGCUUAAGCUUAAGGCUUCAAGAAUGUUCUACAGUGAGGUUCGUAACAAACAUGGAUCAAUGCCGUUCAAUCUGAGGAGCUUUGACAAGGAGACAAGUGCAAGACUGGGCGUCGUGGAGUGUGUCAACCACAAGCUGAUUGAGCCUUUCCAGGUACUUUAUGAACGACCUGGAGAAUUAGUGGCGCAGUUUAAGUUCACCGUCCUCCUCCUGCCGAGCGGCACACACCGUAUCACUGGUCUGCCCUUCGACAAGAACAUGUGCAAGACUGAACGCACCAUCAAGGACCCUGAACUCAAUGCCCUCCUCAAUUCCUCCGCAAAGUCGAACAAGAAGAAGAAAAAGAAAACUGGAGCUGAAGAGGCAAUGGAAGUCGAAACAGCUGCCUAGCAAUCGGCUGGCCACUGCCCUGUGGAUUUUGCAAUACAAAGCUUUUAAAACAGACUAUAUUCUGGACACAAUAGUGAAAAAUUUAUUAAAGAUAUGCCUUAGCUUUAGCUAAACUGACAUUUCUCACAGCCUUUUGUAACAACUUUUUAAUUAAUACACAGUUAUAUUUUCUCUAUACUAAACUAUUUGAAUAGUUAAAGGUAUGUCUGUUUUUACAUGCAUAACUGAAUUAAUCGUACUUUUUUUAACUUCUACAGACAUUUCUUUAUAAUUUUGAAUGUUCACUUUAGGUGUCCUGUCAUCUGCAUUCCCUCUUAUUCAAAUUCUGUGACUGUAAAUAAUUGACCUGUGUUACAUGCAAAAAAUCAUCUCACACAUUGUGUUUGGGCACAAAAUUUGAUGUAUCUGGUGUAUGAUUGUGAAAUUGAUAAGGUUAAUAAAUAAAUGUAAUAAUUCUUUAUGAUGAAUUAAUAAAUACCACACAACCUCUACAUUCAACAUGUUAGUUUAGUUUUCCUUGUGUCAUUUUCCUGACAUUACAACAUUUUUGUUAGCUCCAUAAAUAAUGAAUAUGUGGAUUGUGCAUAUCUAUAAAUCAUUUAUGAAAGUUCAUAUAUUUAUGGAACAUACUAAUUCCUCUGAUUGUAAAACCUGUGACAUUGGAGAAACUAUUAAAUCAGAACUGCCACAACUGUGGACUGUUUUUUGUAA